AUGACGCACAAGCUGCGGCGACUGGAGCGCAUCAUCGACAGGAUGGCGGAUGCCCUCGACUUGCAGGACCUUUGCGCUCUUGCCGACGAGGAGGCAGACUUGCCCCUCCCGCGGACGCCAUUCCAUCACCAGGCACUGCAAGGCGAACCUCACCCGCAUGAUUCGGCGGAUCGCGAGCAUCUAUGGGAAGUCACCGUGGACCCGCACUGCGAGCCGGCCUCCAUUCCGGCGUCCUGCAUCUCGGAAGUGCGCAGUCCUGGGUCAGCAGGACCGCCGGCUGCGGCGACGCCCACCCUGGUUUCCAAGGGCGUGCUCUCCCAAGAAGAAGCCGAGAUACUGUUUGGCGUGUACCGCGAUCGCCUCGAUCAUCUUCUCUACCGUAUCCUCGGCGAUCACACGGACCUCGCGUCCGUGGUGGCCAGCUCGUCGCUGCUGACGGCGGCGGUUUGCACAGUCGCAGCGCUCCACUCGGUUGAACUGGGACAUUUGUACGAGAGGUGCUAUCGUGAGCUGCGCCACCUCGUAUCCGCGCACAUGCUGUCGAGGCAGCACAGCGUGGACGACGUCCGCGGACUCUGCAUUGGCGCCUUUUGGCUCAACGGACCCUCGUGGGCGCUCGUUGGCGCGGCCGUGAGAAUCGCGUCGGAGAUUGAGCUGCACCAUGCCAUAUACAAGGCGCUGGAGGGCGAUCGGACGGCAUACAUGCGAACUCGGUUGUACUACCUCGUGUACGUCUGCGACCAUCACAGCUCCGUCCUGUAUGGCCGCCCGCCCAUGUCGCACGAAUGCGAGAGCAUCAAGGCCGCGAUGGAGUUUCUUGACACCGAGCACGCAACCGAAGACGACGUCCGGCUUGUGACGCAGGUCAAGAUCUGGUCCAUCUCCGGGCAGGUGUUUGACUACUUUGGCGUCGACGUCAGCAAGCCGCUCGCACCCGCACAGCUGCCACAGCUACGACGCUUCUCCAUCUCUUUGGACACCUGGUACGCGGACUGGAGCGAUAGAUUCGGGCCCAACGCCAACGUGGGAAACUAUCCAGCCAAGGGCGUCGGACUGCACUUUCACUUUGCGAAGCUCUACCUGUGCUCUCACGCAUUCCGCGGCGUCCACAACGUGCAGACCGGCGAGCCACGCAGGCUGUCGCCGGAGCUGGAAGAAGUCGCCAACACCGCCGUCCUCUGCGCCUCCUCCAUCCUCGGCGUCAUGACGGCGGACGCCGAAAUGCAGUCAUUUCUCAAUGGCCUGCCUCUGUGCUUCGACAUGAUGAUUGCGUUUUCGGUGGUAUUUCUUCUCAAAGUGGCAACAAAGUACCCCGACACCGUUUGGAUGGACAAAAGCAAGGUGUUUGACCUGGUCACCCAGACCGUGCGGAUGCUCCAAAGCGUUUCGAGCAAUAUGCAUGACAAGCAUCUCCUGGUGUCUAUAGCCAAGGGUCUGGACAAGCUGGUGCACAAGCUCCAAGAUCCUACAACACCCAACGAGCUACACGUACAUGGAGCUACGGCCCAAGACCCCGUACCGCAUCCGACUGCCAUUGUCGGUCAUCCUCCAAUGCAGGACGACAUGGAGUGGGUGCAAAGCAUCAGUAGUUUCGACUUCUUCAACUUGCAGACUCCACUGCCCGAGCUCGACAGCUGGCCGCUUGACCUUGAAUUUGAUGAGCACGGACACCAAAUAGUCAGAAGUGGAUAA
This is a messenger RNA of Purpureocillium lilacinum, 1692 nucleotides long. RefSeq lists its product as uncharacterized. Gene Ontology annotation, molecular function: DNA-binding transcription factor activity, RNA polymerase II-specific; transcription cis-regulatory region binding; zinc ion binding. The record is from RefSeq and is a predicted model, not a curated record. Gene Ontology annotation, cellular component: nucleus. Gene Ontology annotation, biological process: DNA-templated transcription; regulation of DNA-templated transcription. Lineage: Eukaryota; Fungi; Ascomycota; Sordariomycetes; Hypocreales; Ophiocordycipitaceae.